This is a messenger RNA of Colias croceus (clouded yellow), 1467 nucleotides long. It is a transcript of the gene Sgf29, whose product is annotated as SAGA-associated factor 29. NCBI's taxonomy places the organism in Eukaryota, Metazoa, Arthropoda, Insecta, Lepidoptera, Pieridae. Gene Ontology annotation, cellular component: SAGA complex. The coding region runs from base 301 to 1188 and encodes 295 amino acids. The transcript has 8 exons. The record is from RefSeq and is a predicted model, not a curated record.
UCAAAAAAAAUAAUUGUUGUUUACUAUAUUAAAAAUAAAUAUUGAUGGAUUAUUGAUUAUUUCAUAAAAUAAAACACAAUUUAUAAAAUAUGUAUAAAUUUGUCUGAUCUUCUACUCAUAAGAGUGCAUUGAGAUAUUUAAUCAAAUAAAAACGUAAUAUUGAUAAAACAUCUGGUUGUAUCUGGUAUCUAUGAGUGCGAUCUAUCUUCAAAGUGCUGUGCUUGUAUUCGUUUGUGUGAGUUGGAUGCACGUAGUCUACUUGAGUUGGAAGUUAUCUGAGUUUUCCGAAACUGCACAGUGAUGCCUCUCACAGCUGAUGUCGCUGCUCAACAGGUGCAGGAGAGAUUGAGGUCACUGCAUAGGCUGAUAUAUGACAUUGAGGCAGAGAGAGGCAGGAAUGAGCAGUGCAUUGAGUCAAUAUUACGAGCUGAAAAAGCUGCUGAAAGUUCACCUUCUACAGAGGAUUCAUCUGGGUCAUCACAACAGCAAAUGCAGUUGAAAGGUCUGUAUAAGAAUGGUCUCAAUGCUGCUGAGCAGGAAGAGAGAGUUCUACGGGCAGCUCUAGCCAGGAUAUAUGAAAUUCGUGCCAUUAAAAAUGAAAGAAGAAUUCAGGCUCGUCACGCAGGCAACAAAGAGACGAUAGGUUGCGGUGCGCUCAUGAAGAUGUUGCUAAGUGCGGCACAAACGUUACCGCUACAUGUCGGGCGGGUGGGGGAACGGGCGCCCCCCCUGUGUGGGGCGGUCCCAGCUGAUGCGGGGCAUAUAGCGCGCCCGGGCGACGCUGUAGCCGCUCUUGUAAGGGUCUCGGAGAAGGAGGAGAAUUGGAUAUUGGCUGAGGUGGUCAGCUGGCUGCCAGCGCAAGGCAAGUACGAGGUAGACGACAUAGACGAAGAACAGAAGAACCGUCACGUUCUCAGCAAGCGCCGAGUUGUACCACUACCUCUGAUGCGAGCAGACCCUAGAACAGACGAACACGCGCUAUUCCCUAAAGGCGCGGUGGUAAUGGCAUUGUAUCCGCAGACCACGUGCUUCUAUCGAGCCGUGGUUAAUAGACUACCGGCGUCCGCUGCCGAUCCGUACGAGGUGUUGUUUGAGGACUCCUCCUACGCGGACGGGUACUCUCCCCCCGAGCGCGUGGCGCAGCGCUACGUGAUCGCGAUCAAGGAGGGCAAGGGCCGCGCCACCUGACCCCGCCCUUCGCCCUCCCUCGCUACGCCCUCCACGUCGCCGUCUUUCAUGUCCCUACAGUCGUUACGAACUAGUCCUAGUGACUCGGAUUCUAUGAACUAAUUAACGUUCAAUAAAAACUCUGCCUACACGUUUAGUUGGGCAGAGUUUUCUUAGUAGCUAUCUAUACAUAUAAUAAAUCUGUAGAAGGGUCAAUUCUGUACAUUGAAAAUAUUGAAAAAAUAAAUAGCAGGGGGUGUUACUGGAUCGAUACCAAGCCCAAAUAUGUGAUUAAAAAGA